GCGAACGCAAGCCCUCGACAUCAAUUUACAAUCAACCUGCUCACCAAUAGCCAUUAAAAUUGCGUCAAUCAAGAGAAAAACCUCGCCAUUGCCCGCAGCAACAUCGAAGCUAGCCAAUUUCAGCCAACAGGACCCACAACAGGAGCAGCAGUCCGGCGAUUUUGAGGCAGCAGCUGUAAGCCAAUUGGUGGCAACAGUUGGGCAAGCACCAGCAGUAGCAGCAACAGUAACAGCAACAACUGCAGCAGCAGCAGCGGCGGCAGGAGCAACACUCAGAGGAGCAACAUCAGGCGCUAAACAUCCCAAGGCCAGCUCCUUGAGUCAACAGCAAACAGCAGUAGCACCACCACCACCGCCGCCGCCACCUCCACCACUACCGCAGGAAACAGCAACAGCAGCAACAACAAGUGUUGCCGGGACAACAGCAAUCGCAGCAACAGCUGCAACAUCAGGAGCCAGCCAGGCCAGCAAAGCCACAAGCAGGACAAGCAGCAGCAGCAGUAACAGCAGCAGUAGCAGCGAUAACUGCCAAAGCAGCAACAUCUACAGCGGCAACAGCAACAACAGCAGCAGCGGCAGCAACACCACCGGCAACAGCAGCAAUACCAGCACCACCACGACGCUGUACACGUGCUCCAGCGCCUCCUCGUCGCUGAUUGCCCAGCCGCCGCCAACAAAGAUAUUUAAGACGGAUCACCAUCUGUGCGCCGCCUACGGACUGCCGACCGCCACCGCCGCCGCUGCUGUUGGUGGGCAUCCCUGCGUCUACUGCGUAAUACCUGUGCCCGUGGGGAGCUCGUCUAGCGCCGCCGCCGCACCGCCAACACCGCGCAGCGCCUUCCCCGGCGCACCGCUCACCGCCUCAGCCGUCGCACUCAAGGGCGCCCUCCCCCAGCGGCCCCCGGCCAUGACAAGUCCCGCUGCCGCUGCCGCAGGCGCCGCUUUGGCCGCCGGUGCUCCGUACCGCGGCGCCGCCAGCUGGACCCCGCAGGGCUAUGCCCCGGCCGCUGCCGCCGCCGCCGCUGCCGUUGCCCAGCAGGCUGCCUACCGCUAUACGGCGCCGCUGCCCCAACCGGCGUACGCCGCCUACACGCCGCACACGGCCACCACACCGGCCACAACCACGGUAAGUUUUCUAAACCAACCUGUGGACUAUUAUUGGUACGGUCAGCGAGUGCCGACGGCAGCCUCACCGAGCAACACCAACUCGAGCAGCUCCUCGAACACGGGCUCCCAGAGCGGCACGCUGAGCACCAGCCUGAGCAACACGACGAACACCAACACGAACAUGGGUCCCAACGGCACGGUACAGAAUCAAAACCAACAGGGCGGCGAGCAGUUGUCCAAGACAAAUCUCUACAUUCGCGGACUGCAGCAGGGCACAACCGACAAGGAUCUAGUUAAUAUGUGUGCACAAUACGGAACAAUUAUAUCAACCAAGGCUAUUUUAGAUAAAACAACAAACAAAUGUAAAGGUUACGGCUUCGUCGACUUCGAGCAGCCAGCCUUCGCCGAGUGCGCCGUAAAAGGAUUGCAGGGGAAGGGCGUGCAAGCUCAGAUGGCCAAAGUGGGUAUCUGGGUGCUUCAUAGGCCGGCCAUUCAACAGGAACAGGAUCCCACAAAUUUGUAUAUUGCAAAUUUGCCGCCCCACUUCAAAGAAACUGAUCUGGAGGCAAUGCUAUCGAAAUAUGGACAAGUUGUUUCGACCAGAAUAUUGCGUGAUCAGCAGAUGAACUCCAAGGGCGUUGGCUUUGCCCGUAUGGAGAGUCGUGAGAAGUGUGAGCAAAUCAUUCAGAUGUUCAAUGGUAGCACAAUACCGGGUGCCAAAGAUCCCCUGCUGGUGAAGUUCGCCGAUGGCGGACCGAAAAAGAAGAAUCUCUUCAAGACGCCCGAUCCGAAUGCGCGUGCGUGGCGCGACGUUUCCGCGGAGGGGAUUCCCGUGGCCUACGACCCCACUAUGCAGCAGAACGGCGUCAGCGUCAACGUGGGCACGCCCAUCGGAGUGCCCUACUCCCGCUUCAGCGCCCCCCAGGUGGGUGGCUAUCCAGUGGCCGGCUCCCAAUGGAUACCCGGUUACAUGAUGACCCAGCCGAUCACUCAGGUAGAUGAUCAGCCUUGUUUCUCUCCACAGUACAUGCAAAUGGCGGCUGCCCCUCAGCUGGGUGUGACCUCGUACAAACCGGAGGCGGUGAACCAGGUGCAGCCACGUGGCAUCUCGAUGAUGGUCAGCGGCGACACGGGCGUGCCAUAUGGAACGAUGAUGCCUCAGUUGGCCACCCUGCAGAUUGGCAACUCUAACUUUUCUCCAUCGUUACAGUACAUUAGUCCAACUUAUCCAUAUUAUGCACCACCACCAACUAUUAUACCAACAAUGCCAAUGACAGAUUCCGAACAGGCUAGCACAGCUGCAUCACCCGACGAGGCAUACACACAGUAUCCACAUCAAGCCGCUCCCAAAUAGGUCUUCGCGAGCUAUAAUAUAUUAGUACCCCAUUUGAGUACUAUAUAAAUUGGACGAGAGUGAGAGCAAGCCUGGUGGAAGCGGAAAAGUCAAGGACCAUGGAAAAUCAAGAGGAGUGGAGUAACAUCAAAAGCAGAGGAUCGGAAAAAGGAGUCAGCAACCACCACAUGAACAAGAACUAGAAGAAACGGCUAAAACAGCAACAUUGGCAGAAGAAUCGGAGACACAGCAUGCAGUUUACGAAAAUAAAUCUAGAAAAAAGCCAUCCCAUAAAAAGAGGGAAGAUCGCAGCAAGCUGAGGCAGAGAAAGAAAUGUAUAAAAUUACGGAGGUUGGAUGUGAGGAUGAAGUUUAGGGGGUACAUGAAUACAAUGUAAGCGAUGCGAAAGGGAAAGCCAGUCUCCGAAGAGACAAGCGCAGAAGACGCAAGUAAAAAGUGAAGAAAAGCAAAGACUAAACUUAAAUAAUAGAGAAUAGUUAUACACUAAAUAAACAACCAGAGAAGCAACAGCAGAACGGCAACAAUUGCCAGACAACAGCGGCAAACGAGAGAAGAGCAGUCGAAAAUAUUUACAAAAAGAGAACUGCAGAAUGCGAAGAGAAAGCAAAGUCAAAGGAAACUCACUUGGGAGUCGAAAAAACUUGAGGAAAUCUGCCGAGAAAAACCAUCGCAGAUUAGAGUUAAGUUAAUUUUGUUAAGCGCAAGAGGAAAAACAAUUGCAAGGGGGGAAACCGAGAAAGAGCGAUGUAAAAAUAGAAGAGAAAAUAAAAAGAAACUAUUUUGCUAAUUUUGAGCUAGCAAAACCUAAGCAGACAGAAAUUUGUGAAGUGAAAGAAGAAAAACCGAAACAGAAACAAAAACAAAAACAAAACUAAAUGUGUGUGCAAUGUAUGUUAAAGAACCGUAAAGAAACACAGAGCAAAUAAAAACGAAACAAAACUCA
Messenger RNA from Drosophila elegans, 3404 nucleotides. It is a transcript of the gene shep, whose product is annotated as protein alan shepard. Gene Ontology annotation, molecular function: poly(U) RNA binding; poly(A) binding; mRNA 3'-UTR binding. The transcript is spliced from 11 exons. NCBI's taxonomy places the organism in Eukaryota, Metazoa, Arthropoda, Insecta, Diptera, Drosophilidae. Gene Ontology annotation, cellular component: ribonucleoprotein complex; cytosol; nucleus. The record is from RefSeq and is a predicted model, not a curated record. Bases 908 to 2461 code for a protein of 517 amino acids.